AUGGAUCCUCAGUUUCACCAUUUAUCUGAAAUUCCCUUACCCUUAUCAUUCAGUAGUACGUACGCUGGUAGUAGUAGUAGUGGACCGAAUCAUGAUGAUCCGUGGAUGGACCCGAAGAUCUGGAAGAAGCUCCCAACUCGGAUUCUCGACCGCAUUAUUGCCUUUCUUCCACCGCCGGCCUUUUUCCGAUCUCGGUGUGUCUGUAGGAGAUGGAACGGCCUCUUGUUUACCAACACCUUCCUUCAAGUCUACCUCGAUAUCUCCCCACAACGUCCCCACUGGUUCCUCUUUUUUAAGGCCGAAACCCAGAAUCUCUUUGGUGACAACAACAAUAGGGCUGAAGGGUAUCUUUUCAAUCCGUAUGAACUCGUAUGGUACCGCCUUCCCUUUCCUUUGGUUCCACCAAUUGGCUUCUCUCCAACUGCUUCUUCAGGCGGUCUGGUUUGUUGGAUUUCGAAUAACCCUGCUCCGAAAACCCUACUUCUCUCCAACCCGCUUUCUGGUACCUUAAACCAACUCCCUCUAACCCUAACCUCAAGGUACCAACCCUCCAUCGGCUUCACCGUCACCCCUACUUCCAUAGACGUCACCCUUGCCGGAGAUGACCUUAUCAACAAUGCCCUAGCUGUGAAAAACUCCACCGCAGAAAGGUUCCGCGUGGAUGGUACGGGUUGCUUUCUUCCCAUAUGGCAAAUCACUUCUCCUCUUCCCAGACUCUGCAACUUUGAGUCAGCAGGUAGAAUGGUUCAUGCUAAUGGAAGGCUUUACACCAUGAGCUACCAUCCUUUCAACGUCUCAACCUAUGACGUGGAAACAGCCAGUUGGUGGGAAAUCCAGCCACCACUGAAGAGGUUCCUGAAGUUCCCGAGCGUGGUGGAGAGCAGCGCUGGUAAGCUUCUGCUUGUUGCGGCUAUUGAGAAGAAAUCCCUGAUCGUGCCGAAAAGCUUGAGGAUCUGGAGAUUGCAGGAAGGGACUUCGUGGGUAGAGAUUGAGAGGAUGCCGCAGCUGCUUUAUGAUGAGUUCUGUGCGGAGAUGAAGUUGUUUGGGAAUGGUUUUCACUGCGUUGGCCAUGGUGAGUUCAUUGUGUUCAUGAUUCCCGGAAGUUCUCGUCAUUUGGCUGUUUUGUAUGAUUUGACGACCAAAUUGUGGAAAUGUAUGCCUCCCUGUCCCUACGUUGGUAUGGGUGAUCUGAGCUGUGGUUUUGGUUAUGAGCCCCGGCUUGCUACUCCGGUCACUGCCCUUUUGAAUUAUCAGUUCCCUGCGGCUCAAUUUCCUGCUUGA
Argentina anserina (silverweed cinquefoil) is the source of this 1281-nucleotide messenger RNA. Its product is annotated as protein UNUSUAL FLORAL ORGANS-like. The record is from RefSeq and is a predicted model, not a curated record. NCBI's taxonomy places the organism in Eukaryota, Viridiplantae, Streptophyta, Magnoliopsida, Rosales, Rosaceae. Bases 1 to 1281 code for a protein of 426 amino acids. The transcript has a single exon. Gene Ontology annotation, molecular function: protein binding.